AUGCCCAGAGCUAAUCAGAUUACCUCUUCGGCACAAGCUCAGCAAGCCGGUCAUGUUGAUGCUGUCAAUCAAGUAUUGAUUAAUGCUGGAGACAAACGUGGAGCUCCAACACUCACUGGCAUAACUCAGAUUCACUCGGACGGAUUAAGUAAUUCGGAAUCUGGUCUGCAGUCUCCUCGCUUGCCUCCAAAAUUAAAGGAUUCGGUUAGUCCUGCUGAAUAUUUUGAUAGCUUCUUCAUUCGUGUUAUUUUAUUAGACGCAGCUCAUUAA
Messenger RNA from Protopolystoma xenopodis, 270 nucleotides. Lineage: Eukaryota; Metazoa; Platyhelminthes; Monogenea; Polystomatidea; Polystomatidae. The record is from the annotation of a GenBank genome assembly.